AUGACUCUGAACGGAAGCUGCAUGUGCGGUGCCAUCGCCUACACCGCCGAAUCUGAACCCCUCAUUACGGCGCUCUGCCACUGCACUGAUUGUCAAAAGUGGACAGGUGGAGCAUUCACCUCCAACGUGGUCGUUCCCCGCGACUCCUUUAAAGUCGUGAAAGGAACAUCCAAAUCAUACGACAUCACCGGCGACAGCGGAAAGAACAACCGCCACUUCUUCUGCCCCGAAUGCGGAUCCAGCCUGUAUACGCAGCUUGAUGUCAUGCCCGACAAGACGAUUAUCAAGGCCGGUGGUCUUGAUGGCGGCGAGGCGGCGCUGAAAAAUAAGGUUGAUGUGGAGUUUUAUGUCAAGGAUCGCGUGCCGUAUCUUGCUGCGGCUGGGGGUGCGAAGCAGGAGCAGCGACUUGGCUAG
Messenger RNA from Aspergillus puulaauensis, 414 nucleotides. Its product is annotated as GFA family protein. The record is from RefSeq and is a predicted model, not a curated record. The transcript has 4 exons. Gene Ontology annotation, molecular function: carbon-sulfur lyase activity. The coding region runs from base 1 to 414 and encodes 137 amino acids. Lineage: Eukaryota; Fungi; Ascomycota; Eurotiomycetes; Eurotiales; Aspergillaceae.